This is a messenger RNA of Limulus polyphemus (Atlantic horseshoe crab), 2136 nucleotides long. It is a transcript of the gene l(1)10Bb, whose product is annotated as protein BUD31 homolog. The transcript has 4 exons. Bases 33 to 467 code for a protein of 144 amino acids. Gene Ontology annotation, cellular component: nucleus; spliceosomal complex. Gene Ontology annotation, biological process: mRNA splicing, via spliceosome. NCBI's taxonomy places the organism in Eukaryota, Metazoa, Arthropoda, Merostomata, Xiphosura, Limulidae. The record is from RefSeq and is a predicted model, not a curated record.
AAAUCUAAAGAAUUAUAACCUUUAAGCUUAAUAUGCCUAAAGUUAAAAGAAGCAGAAAACCACCCCCUGAAGGUUGGGAAUUGAUUGAACCUACACUUGAUGAACUGGAUCAAAAAAUGCGUGAAGCUGAAACCGAACCCCAUGAAGGAAAGAGGAAAGUAGAAGCUUUGUGGCCUAUUUUUAAAAUUCAUCACCAGAGGUCCAGAUAUCUCUUUGAUCUAUUUUACAAACGUAAAGCAAUCACGAGGGAACUUUAUGAGUACUGUUUGAAAGAAGGGAUUGCUGACAAGAACCUCAUAGCAAAGUGGAAAAAGCAAGGAUAUGAAAAUCUUUGUUGUCUAAGAUGCAUCCAGACAAGGGACACAAACUUUGGCACAAACUGUAUCUGCCGGGUUCCCAAAAGCAAGCUUGAAGAGGGUAAAAUUGUAGAAUGUGUCCACUGUGGUUGCAGAGGAUGUUCGGGGUGAUCAAGCUGGAAACAUCAACCAAGUUUUAAAAUAAUUAUCAAAACCGAUUAUUUGUCAUAGUUUUCACUUAUUGUUAAAGGAACUAUAUAUCAAUUUCAAUUUUCCGUGUGUGAUGUUCUGCACAUAUUAUAUUGUACAACAGAAAUAGAACUUAUUGUAUGGAAAAACAGACACGUAAAUAUUAUCAUGGGGAAAGAGAAAUCAGGCCUAUUAACAUGUCAAAAUUAUUAUGCUUGUUGAAAGCUAAACAAGUUGUAUGCAAUAUUGGUUGUUUUUUUUUACUCUGCUCAUUCCUUUUAAGGUUUUGACAGUGUUUAAAACACAAGUUAAACAACAUAUUUCAAGUUGUCAGUUAUUUGGAUAAAAAUCUCCUUAUUGGAUUCUGUGACACAUUAAAUUUGACUGAAAUUUAACUUAAAAGCUGAAUAUGAAAAAAACUUUGUAUUAUUAACAUAUUUGCAAUAUUAUAAAGAUUUGUAAUACAUUCAGAGUUGAAGAUAAUUUUUUAAAAGGAAUUCGUGACAUUACUAUUUAAUAAUUCAGAUAGCAGUGUAAGUUUAUUCAAUUGUGUUAUUAUGAAUUUUGCAAAAGUUGUAAUGCUGGUGAUUUCUUUACAGUAACUUAAACAUCACAGGAAUUUUAUAAUUUUCAAUAAUUACACCUGAAAAGUGUGUGAACUUAACUCAGAUUCAAAAGUUUACUCCAGUUAUUUUAGACAAUCAAAUGCUGUUGUGCAUAUCAUUAAACACCACAACAUUCUUUAACUCAAUAUUUCGAUCAAAGUUCAGUGAAAAUUUUCUGUUUUUAGUUCUCAGAACACGCAUCUUCACAGUUUUGUGUUUAAAACUAAAAUUGUGACAUUUAAUUAUAAAACCAGGUAUUGUAUUUUCUUCUUGGCUCAUGAAUGACUUCUGCUUACAUCUAGAACUUGUUUUUGAAAUGAAAUUGAACCUUUUUGAAUAUGAAUGUAACCAUUAUUGAAGGAAUUAUUAACAUUAUUUACUUCCCACUUUAAUUUAACCUAUUAACAAAACCUAUAUAUGUUUCUGAAGUUUAGAAAAGAAAGAGAAAACUCUUUUCAUUUGAAUGGCAACUUACUCUCAUUCAGGGAUGUUAGCAUUAACGUGACUGGACUGAAUCUAAUGAUUCAUGGUUCAUGACUUGUAAAACAUCUACUUUCUGGGAUUGUGGAUGUGCUAUAAAAGUGUUCGUCAAAUCCCAACUACACAACAGUUGGUGGUGGUGGGUGCUGUUGACUAACAGCUUUUUCUCUAGAAAUCAGAAAUGGCUGUGCUCAAAUAGCUUUUGUGUGGAAAAUUCUAAAACAAAAAAUCAAGCUUUAUUUUUUUUUGCUACUUAAUGUUAUUCUUAAUUACCUUUCAUAAAUAUGUGUGUGUGUAUAUAUAAAAAGUCAAAUGUGUUAACUUUAUUUUAUCUACUGUCAGUUUUUAAUUGAUACUGUGCAAAAUGAAGUUGGUUUUAAUUUAGGUUAUAUGAUUUUGUUAUUAGAUGCUUUCAAAAAGAUGUCAUCUUAUAUCGAAUGUAACUUAAUUAUCUUUCAUAACUGAACAAUCAGAAACAGCACAUACGUCACUGUUGGGUCAAGGAUUUUCAGAAGAGAGAGGCAGCCAGCGAUUUUAAGUGACAAGAGAUUAUAGAAAGUGGUUCC